CGACAGGACAGGACAGGCCGACUCCAUUCUCCCAGCAGACUAUCUGUACACACCCGACAAGCUUUUGCAUGCUGAACUGAACCAACGACGAUACGUACGUCCAACAAAAUCGCGUCCUUCUUUUUUUCCCUAAUAUAUUCCUACUCUCUCUUCGACUCUUCCUACCAUCACGAUAACAAGGGGGGCGAAAACAAGAGGCGCGUCCCAAAGCCAGCCCGCUGCGAUUGUGACCGACGGUCAAAGAAAAACAAACAAACACACGAGACCAGCGCGACUCGAGACGACCUUCGGUCGCGAUACAGUGGUGGACACUGCUGGGGGAGAGCCGCCGCCCGUCCGCCCGCCCCUGCGGCACGGAUUUGGCUUGACUGCAGAGAAGGGAAAGGGUCAAGGGGGAGAGAACUCAAGGCGCGCACGCGCGCCAGAGAGAGAGAGAGAGACGGAGAGACGGAGAGGGAAAAGCGCGAAGAAAACAGCCGCCCGAGGGCCGCAAGAGGGAACGACAACGACGGACGCGACCAUGGUCGAUGCGGGAGACGACGAUGCGCCGGCGCCUACAGUGGCCGGAGCGACGUACGACGCCGCGCAGCAAGGCGUGGAGGCGGCGCCGGCGCAAGGACGGCGACACACCCAAGGAGCCUCGGAGCAGCAGCAGCAACAACAACAGCAGCAGCAAGGAGGAGGAUCGCGUCGCCAGUCAGCCGCCGCCGCCGCCGCCAGCGACAGCAACACCAGGUCCCGGGAAGAAGAAAGAGUAGAAGAAAGGGUAGACGAAGGACACAAUCAAGAGCAGCAGCAGCAGCAGCAGAAUCAGGGCCCAGACUCGCCGCCGCUGCCGGCGCGGCACGCGGCCGCGGCGCCCGGCCCGCGCGCCUCGCGCCUGCACGACAUCUAUGCGCAGGCGCUCGGCCACACGCUGCGCCGGCUCGCCGCCUGGGACAGCUUCGCGGGCUGCUACCCGACGGUGGCGGCGCGCGCCGAGCCCAUCCUGCGUCAGGUGCAGGGCCAGAUGGUGGACAAGAUGCGCGAGAAGUGCGAGAAGGAAUUCGAAAACAUCCUCGCCGCGAGGCACGUCGUCCCCAGCCUGAACGAGCUCGAGAGCCUCAUCGCCGACGCUUCCUCCCGUCGCGCCGACGCAGCCUCCACCUCUGGCGACGACACCCCCAAGCCCACACCGCCGCACCUCCUCCCCCCCGAGGCCAUCCUCUCGGCGCACCUCGCCCCCGCCCUCGCCCCGCACCAGUCCCUCCUCAACGCCCGCCUGCAGACGUCGCAGGGCCGCAACGCCCUCCUCGCCGACGAGGUCCGCCGCCAGCGCGCAGACGUCGAGGCCCUGCUCGCCCGCCUAGAGGCCGCCGUCGAUGACGUCCGCGGCGCGAAUGCCGCCCUCGGCGCCGUCGCCGAGGACCUCGCCGCCGAGUCCAGGCUCGCCAAUGUUUGACAAGACCCGAUGCGUGGGGGUUCAGUGGGUGGCUGGAUGGAUGCUGGCGGCUGCUGUAUUGCGAAUGCUUAAAGGCUUAUUUAUUAUUCCUUUCCAGUGCGCCCAUCAACGUCACAUGAAGAGCGGCCUGUUUCUUCAUGCAUUGGAUUAUUGGCAGGGCGCUACCGCAGAGGCGAGCCGGAUCUAAUUGUCGGCACGCCCGACCCCGGUUGGUGUAACGCGAACGGGUUAUACAGUGUAGGACGGUUAUCACGAGAUUGCUACGGCUCUGCUACAGGGAAUUCGGCGUACAGCCGCAAAAGCCGUUCGGCUCGGGCGCGGAUUUAUACCCAGGACACAAUUUGAUUCACACAUCAUCACGCGACGUCGACCAUUGUCCCGGCUUCAAAUGCCUUCCUCAAGUGGUUUCCGUUUCGUCCUCUGAGCGGACCGCUCCUCCGGCCAAUACGAUACAGAUGCGGCGGCCACAGUGCCUGACCAUUGACGCACAGGUUUCUCCAGGAUCCAAUGCUGCUACAGAGGGGCCAACCCUGGUGUACAAACCGUACACGCGCAAGAACUCC
Molecule: messenger RNA, 2004 nt
Organism: Purpureocillium takamizusanense
Lineage: Eukaryota; Fungi; Ascomycota; Sordariomycetes; Hypocreales; Ophiocordycipitaceae
Product: Tyrosinase
Exons: 3
Coding region: 521-1441 (306 amino acids)
Biological process (GO): chromosome segregation
Cellular component (GO): MIS12/MIND type complex
Source: RefSeq, a predicted model, not a curated record